AACAACUGCCACUGAAAUCGCUCUGUCGGAGCUGCCUGGCAUUUCCCCGAUCCCUCCCCAUCUCUGCUUGGAAUAGAGGAGACCCGAGGAGCCGGCGGCUCUCACUCACUCACUCACUCCCUCACUCACUCAAGACUCGCUUAGAAUUAAUCACCGACUGCUUGAAGUCUUUCACUUGACGCAGUGAGGAGCUGCAGCUCUGUGCUCGGGCCGCGUCCAGCCCUUGGAUCUGUCUUUUAGAAGAAGCGUGAGGUUUUCGUAAGCAGCUGCUGGGGUGGAUUCACGUUGAUUGGUGUCCUGAUAAGGGACCUGCCCCAAGAGCUUUCAGAAGACCCCCUAGAAGGAGCCUUCAUGUCUGAAGCAGGUAAGUGUCUGAGACUGGGAUAAGAGCUGUGUGUGUUGUUGCUUCGCUGCCGCAGUGUAGAGCAGGUUCUUUGCUACAGCGCGUCCUGGAUGUAAUCGCUAUAGAUCCAGACUCGUCCGCUCUGGUCCAUCCCCCUUGCCCUUAUUAUAAGCUUUGCAGGGAAUCAUGUCUUUAAGCGACGCUCCGCUAAGGGCGACCCGACAGGCGCAAUCGCGCGCACAGACAUAGCGUUCUACCGCAAACUCUACGACCUGACAAUCAAUCCGAGUUCAAACGGUUAAUUUCCACCCACAUCUGGGGCUCCAUCUGUGAUAAGAGACAGGGAGGCAGAAUGUGAGAUGCAGCCUCGGAGAUGGAGGAGAGCGUCUGAAGGAAUCUGUAAGUCGCACCAUCAACAGGGAAACGGGGCUGUCUCCCCGGCGUCCUUGUGCGACUAGUGGCGCGACUUCACUCGGGAUCGCGAUGUCUGUGGCGUGAGACCAACGACUGGUGUACAAAUAUAUUUCUUCUGGCGUCUUGCCCAAGAUGGAGUUUCCAGUAAAAAUAUUUCCAGGAUUGAGAUGUUAAAGAGAAUAAAUUAUUUAUUUCCUGGAGCUGGAGACAAUGUUGAGGAGGGUUAUGUGCCUGUAAAGCCCUCAAAUCCUCAGUAGAUACAAAAACGAGAAAUUCAUGAACACGACAAGGAUCAAUGUUACUUUUAGGAAAAAGAUGUACGACUUCUAAUCCAAGAUUAGAAACAAAGGUUUGAUUACCUAUUUGGAAAUGUUGGCUGCAGUCUAAAAAAAAUGAAACAAUGCUAAUUUGCCAGCAGACGCCUAUUGAUGUGGAAACCAGCACUGGAAUUACUUAUUAAUCCCCAAACACCUAAUUUCUGGAGAUCGCCAACAUCAUUCCAUUAAGGGGCAUGUGUGAUUCCAAGAACCAGUGCAUGGACUAAGUGGAAAAUUAUAUAAAUGUCAUGAAAUGCACUGCAAGGGAAUAAAGCUGUCAUCUGUAGAGAUCACUUGGCCCAUAUGCCUAAAUCUUUUAUGGCUACAAAGUUUGCUAUAAACAUGCACAAAGAACGGGCUUCCAAAUGCCCUGAAGAGUAGACAAAGAACCUACUCAUCAAACGUCUUCCUAUUGAAAAAAAAAGACUGAGUAUCAGCUUCUCAUGUGCAAAGCACUUUUGGAUGGACAGAUGUGGAGAAAAGUAACAGGAGAGUUAAUCUCCCUUAUAUUGUAGUUGAUAUUUUUUUAAAAAGUAGAAUAUAAGAAAGGACUUCCAUCUCUAUGGCAGGUCACAAAGGAAUGGUGAUGCCAGCACUUUGUCUGUGGGUGCUUGCACUGUUUGCCCUCAUUUACACAGGUCAAGUACAGGCAGACUGUUGGUUGAUUGAAGGCGACAAAGGAUUUGUUUGGCUUGCUAUUUGCAGCCAGAACCAACCACCCUAUGAGGCUAUACCACAGCACAUUAACAGUACUAUAGUGGACUUGAGGCUCAAUGAGAAUAAAAUAAAAAGUGUUCAUUACUCAUCACUGAGCCGUUUUGGAAACUUGACGUACCUCAACCUCACCAAGAAUGAGGUUUCCUACAUUGAGGAUGGAGCUUUUGCAGGUCAGUUCAAUUUACAAGUACUCCAGCUUGGUUACAACAGAUUAAGAAAUCUCACUGAAGGAAUUUUAAGAGGACUGAACAAGUUGGAGUACCUCUACCUCCAGGCAAAUCAUAUUGAAAUUGUGACUCCUAAUGCCUUCUGGGAGUGCCCUAAUAUUAUGAAUAUUGACUUGUCUAUGAACCAAAUCCAGAGGCUAGACAGCAACACUUUUGCAAGCCUCAGCAAGCUGACUGUUUGUGAAUUGUAUAGUAACCCUUUUUAUUGUUCUUGUGAACUCUUAGGCUUCCUGAAGUGGCUGGAAAUAUUCACUAACAUGACCCGCACUUUUGACCGCAUGCAGUGCCAUUCUCCACCAGAUUAUAAUGGCUACUAUUUGUUGGGUCAAGGACAAACUAAAUACCGCAAUGCUCUUGGCAUGCUGUCUGCUCUCUGCACAGAUGGUUCAUAUACACUGAUGCCUCAUAUUAUAUCUCCUAAGUAUCAAGUUACCACUGGUCCGCCAGAUACUGGAUGUUCUGAAGAGGACUGCUAUUCUGGAGAUGGCACUACACCACUAAUUGAUGUGCAUACUCCAUCUAUCAAUUCUAAAUUCAGCCUCAAAGUUAACCUUAACACUGAGACACACACAGAUGCAGUUCUUGUGGCAGAGAUACCUUCUCCAUAUAGUAAGAUGUACAUCUUGGUCCAAUACAACAAUAGCUUCUUUACAGACAUCCAAAAACUUAAUUCUGAGAAAGAGUUCAUUAAGUUGGAGGGGUUAAAAGCCAAUACAAAUUAUACAUACUGUGUGGCAUCCAUUCGUAAUGCACUCAGGUUCAACCACACCUGCAUAGCCUUUUACACUCGCAGCCAUACCAAAACGGAAUCCGUGCCUACUCCAUCCACUGCCACACACUAUAUAAUGACUAUCCUUGGCUGUCUGUUUGGUAUGGUCAUAAUACUUGGUAUAGUGUAUUACUGCCUGCGUAAAAAACGUCAGAAGGAAGAAAAGCACAAAAAAUCAGGCGGUAGCAUGAAAAAAGCAAUCAUUGAGCUGAAGUAUGGUCCGGAAAUGGAGAACCCAAGCAUUACCCAGCUGUCCCAAGGGCAGAUGAUGAGUGCAGAAACAAUAGCCCGCAUUCAAUAUUUGCCUUCAGUUGGAGAAGUUGAGCAGUAUAAACUGAUAGAAACUAGUGAGACACCUAAAGCUACAAAGGGAAACUACAUGGAGGUACGAACUGGUGAACAGUCAGAGCGAAGAGACUGUGAUCUUUCCAUGCCAACAGACACACAGAGCUCUGUGGCAGAGAUAUCCACAAUUGCUAAAGAGGUGGACAAAGUUAACCAAAUUAUUAACAAUUGUAUAGAUGCCUUGAAAUCUGAGUCCACUUCCUUCCAGGGAGUUAAGUCAGGAGCCGUAUCUACAGCAGAGCCCCAGCUGGUACUAAUAUCUGAACAAAUCCCAAGCAAACAUGGAUUUCUGUCUCCAGUGUACAAGGAGAGCUACUCCCACCCACUGCAGCGACAUCAUAGUAUGGAAGGUCCUCCAAAACGCUCUAGCACCUCUUCCAGUGGUUCUAUCCGUAGCCCCAGAUCAUUUCGUUCAGAUGGCUCCGCUCACAAAUCUGAAGCAAAAUACAUUGAAAAGACCUCCCCGACUGCUGACACCAUCCUCACUGUGACACCAGCUGCUGCUAUAUUGAGAGCAGAAGCAGAGAAGAUUCGCCAGUAUACAGAGCAUCGACAUUCCUACCCUGGCUCACAUCAAAGUGAGCAACAGCAGCCAACUCAUAUUCCACACGACAACCUUGGAGGGCGUAAACCUUCCAUACUGGAACCUUUAACCCGUCCUCGACCCAGAGAGCUGGCAUAUUCCCAACUUUCCCCGCACUAUCACAAUUUGAGCUACACGUCCAGCCCAGAGUACACCUGCAAACCUUCCCACAGCAUCUGGGAGCGUUUCAAACUGCACCGCAAGCGCCACAAAGAGGAAGAGUAUAUGGCGGCCGGCCAUGCUUUGCGCAAAAAGGUCCAGUUUGCCAAAGAUGAGGAUCUCCAUGACAUCCUAGACUACUGGAAGGGCGUCUCUGCCCAGCACAAGUCCUGAGUCCUUUAACUCUUCCCUUUGCCUCCAGCUACUCGUGACUUGACUUACUUUCAUAACCCUUAACCCUGUACCAGCCAGAGAGGCCAGCAGAGCAUUCACUGUGGAAACACUCUGCAGGUCUCUUUAGCGGAAAAGAGGUUAACAGGACCAAAAUCAAACUAGCAGCAGCUAAUUUUUACUCAAAACUGUCUAUAAGAAUGAACAAGAAAUAUAUGAUUAUUAUAUAUCAUAUAGAAAAAAAAAUUGAAUUGCUUACAAAAAGAACUCACAAUUGUGAGCACAUGCACCAAAUUAAAAAAAUAAAAUACACGCUAAAACUGUGAAGAGGAGUUAAUUUUUUUAUAAACAAAAGAAGUGAAAAAAAGAUGUAAAAAGUCAGAUUUGGGAAGUGAUUUAAACUUUGUUCGCAUUAUCGCAUGUAAUUUCAUAAUCUGACUUGCGUGAUUUGACUUGUGUGAUAUUUUGUUUCUUUCCACCAUCACCACAGGAUGAAAAUGAACUUACAAAAGACAGUAACUUUUUUCUUUAUGUUGAUUUCUUAUUCAAUUGAGUCUUCCAGUGCAGACUUUGCCUAGAAGGAGGCUCUCAUAAAAACAUAUACAGCUGCAUUCAAAACUGUGAUCUCUAUAAUACUGUACAGAUAAAAAAAUUUCUAUAUUUGCAAUGUUUGCUGUAAAGAGAAAAAAAAUAUGAAAAAAUGCUAUACUUAUAUCUUAAAUCCUUUGGCAACUGGUGUGGCUUAUAGUGCAAAUCAUUGCAAGCCUCAUCUUGAAGUCAAAGGGCUAAAAGAAUUUAUCCUGUUUGUAUCAGGUUUUAAUCAUGGAUUUUAGAAUCAAACUGUUGUUUUUUUAUGAUUUCACUUUAUUUGGUUUUUAAAAAAGAAAAAUAAUUCUUUGCUUUUCCUGGGUUGGUUUACCUUUUUCUUCGUUUUAUGAUUGUCUUCUAGUUUUGAAUGGGAUGAACUACAAUGAGAAAUAGAGAAGACAACACUACUGAAAA
Xenopus laevis (African clawed frog) is the source of this 5047-nucleotide messenger RNA. RefSeq names its product extracellular leucine-rich repeat and fibronectin type III domain containing 1 L homeolog (gene elfn1.L). The coding region runs from base 1637 to 4048 and encodes 803 amino acids. Gene Ontology annotation, cellular component: plasma membrane; membrane; synapse. NCBI's taxonomy places the organism in Eukaryota, Metazoa, Chordata, Amphibia, Anura, Pipidae. The transcript has 5 exons. The record is from RefSeq and is a predicted model, not a curated record.